Messenger RNA from Brienomyrus brachyistius, 1871 nucleotides. It is a transcript of the gene pigc, whose product is annotated as phosphatidylinositol glycan anchor biosynthesis, class C. The record is from RefSeq and is a predicted model, not a curated record. Gene Ontology annotation, cellular component: glycosylphosphatidylinositol-N-acetylglucosaminyltransferase (GPI-GnT) complex; membrane. The coding region runs from base 713 to 1582 and encodes 289 amino acids. The transcript has 2 exons. Gene Ontology annotation, biological process: GPI anchor biosynthetic process. NCBI's taxonomy places the organism in Eukaryota, Metazoa, Chordata, Actinopteri, Osteoglossiformes, Mormyridae.
UUUCUGUACUACUAUGCAGACCCUUCAAACACUGCUCUGGUGUUUACUGUAAUCACCCUGCUUACUAUUAUAAUAUAGAAAAGUGUCACAUACACCCCGAAAAAAGGCACCUAAUGAGUAGUAUUUCAUAACCAAAGAAGUUAGGUGAGUCUUUCCCGUUCGCCCUCGGAAACAGACCUGUUGGCAUGACAGUCCUAUACGACUGUAAGUAAACUCAAAACGAUUUAACCAAAGCAGGCACAAACGCAUCUUUUCGCCUCAGCAUCAGUCUAAUCGCGAAAGGAAUUACUCAUAAUUUUGCUAUCAGACAAGACGAUAUUCAAUUCCCAUUUGCGAAUAUCUGAAAGUUUAUGUGACAAUAUAAAUACAUCCUUUAAAGCAAACCCCGCGCCCCUCGCUAGGGGGCGCUCCCGCAUUAUCACGCCGUCAUUCCAAAGGACGAUCGCUUCCGGGUGCUUAAGCGCACGACAACCAGUCGGAUAGUGACGAGACUUUUACAGAUGACGACAUUGUCGGACGUUGCACUGAAAUAUUUCCUACCUACGGAAAACACCACGCUUCAUUCAACACUACAUCCCGACAUCUAGUGUAGUUUAUUAACGGAACCUAUUGGAUGUCUGUUUUGCUGGGCUGCGCGCUCUCGGCUUACUGCCCCACGUCUCCCAACAGCUGCAUGCAGCUGCUGUAAGGGCGAUUCCUGUUCUGACGGGCCAUGGGCGCGGACGGCGCCCCCUGGCGGAAGGUGCUCUACGAGCGCCAAUCCUUCCCGGAUAACUACGUGGACAGUCGCUUUCUGGAGGAAUUGCGGCGCAAUGUGGGUGUGCGGAGGUACCGCUACUGGGCCGUGGUGCGGGAGGCAGGCCUGGUGGCUCAGCAGCUGUCCUGUGUGGCUGUGGUUCUCACGUUGUGGUCCUACAUGGAUCAGGGCCAGCUGGCCCCAGCCACACUGCUGCUGGGCAGCGUGCUGUGUGCCCUGUUAGGCUAUGGGUUGUACCGUGCCCUCGGCAGGGGCCACAGCGUGGAGCGGACACGCUGCGCCGACCUUCAGAGCGCCACCAUCUUCAUGGCCUUUACCUUUGGCUUCUCGCCGGUGCUGAAGACACUGACAGAGUCGGUGAGCACGGACACGGUGUACGCCAUGACGGCGCUCAUGCUUCUGGCCCACCUGGUGUCCUUCCCCUACGCCCAGCCCAGCCCGCCAGGUAGCUUGUCGCUCAACGCGGCCCUCUUCGCGUCUGUGUGCCUAGCCUCCCGCCUGCCAGGGGCGCUGUACGUCUUCGCUAUGAUGACAUGCGCCAUGCUGGUGUUUGCUCUCUGGCCCUGUCUGCUGCACCGGCUGCGCGACGUGGCCCCGUGCACCUUCCCCUGGGCGGCAGCGCUGGUGUCGCUGGGGGGCGUGGCCGGCCUGGCCAGUCUGUCCCCUGCGGGCGCCCUGCUUCUGACCUUGACGCUGCUGGCUCUGACUCUGCUCUGCCCCCUGCUGCUGCUGUGGCUGCAGCGGCACAAGGACAACAUUCACGGGCCCUGGGAUGAGGCGGAGAUCCACGAGGAUCUGUCUCGCAUACUGAGGGCGAAGGACUGACAGCGCCCUGCUCAGGACAAGGCUGCAGAGCAGAAAGCCGGCAGUUGAGCCCCCUUAAACGACCACGACUGUGCCGACAUUGCAGCCCCCUUUUGUAGGACGCACCACGAUCCAGGCCCAUUUAGUGAAAGAGAUGGAAAGAGCUAUACGCUAAAAAGGUCCAGAUGAACCUGAGAAUUGGCAGAGGUUUAGUUUAAUGCACCAAAUACUGAAAACUUUAUACUUGACAGUCUGAAGAGUUGAAUGUGUGUUCUGUUUUAAUGUUUUAAAUAAAAUAGCCUCACCUGCA